AUGGCGGCGGCGGCGGCGGCGGCCCCGGGCCCGGGCCCGGCCGAGGCUCCCGCGGCCGCUCCGGAGCUCAAGAGCCGCUUCCGUACCCGUGAGGGCUCGUACCGCCUGCUGGGCCCCGCCACCGCCGCCGCCGCCGCCGCCGCCGCCUCCUCCGCCGGGCCCGCCCAGGCCGGGCCCGCCCCGCCGGGCCCCGGGACGCUGCCGCCGGUUCGGCUCUCGAUGGUUCGGCUGGCGCGGAGCCGGAGCCCUCCCGGAGGAGCCGCCGAGCGGAGCCGCGUGUGCUGCAACCUCGGCCGGGAGCUGCAUUUCUAUGGAGGGGCUGGAAGCGGGGGACGCGGCAGCCGCAGGUCCCUGGACCUGCAGCGCCCCAUUGACAAACGCGUCUACAAGGGCACCCAGCCCACGUGCCACGACUUCAACCAGUUCACGGCGGGCACCGAGACCCUGGCGCUGCUCGUGGGAUUCUCGGCCGGCCAGGUGCAGUACCUGGACCUGGCCAAGAAGGACAGCGCUGGCCGGCUCUUCAACGAGGAGCGCCUCAUCGACAAAUCCAAGGUCACCUUGGUCAAGUGGCUACCGGACACCGAGCGCCUGUUCCUGGCGUCCCACGCCAGCGGCCACCUGUACCUGUACGACUCGGAGCAACCCUGCGGGGCCACCAGCCCUCAGUACACGCUGGUCACGCAGGGCGAGGGCUUCAGGGUCUUCUCGUGCAAGAGCAAAACCCCCCGGAACCCUCUGCUCAAGUGGGCCGUGGGCUCGGGGCCACUGAACGAGUUCGCCUUCUCGCCGGACGGGCGCUCGCUGGCGUGCGUCAGCCAGGACGGGGUGCUCAGGGUGUUCCACUUCUCGUCCAUGCUGCUGCAGGGGAUGAUGAGGAGCUAUUUUGGGGGGCUCCUCUGCGUCUGCUGGAGCCCCGACGGCCGCUACGUGGUCACCGGAGGCGAGGACGACCUGGUCACCGUGUGGUCGUUCGCCGAGGGCCGCGUGGUUGCCCGCGGUCACGGCCACAAGUCGUGGGUCAACGCCGUGGCUUUCGAUCCUUUCACUCCUCCGCCUCCUCCUGCCGAGGCCGGCGGUGGGGACGGGCAGGGGGACACCCCCGAGGACCCCGCCACCCCCCCGAGUGUCACCUACCGCUUCGGCUCGGCCGGCCAGGACACGCAGUUCUGCCUGUGGGACCUCACCGAGGACGUGCUGGACCCUCGGCCGCCCCCUCCCCGAGCCCGCCCCACCCCCGGAGACCCCCCGCCCUCCAUCUCCAUCCCCGGGGGGCUGCCGCGAUCGCUGUCGCGCUCCAACAGCCUCCCCCAACCCGGCGGGGGUCCCCAAAUCUCUCCCCGAGUCCCCCCGCCAGCCCCGGGAUUGAGCGUGGGGCGUUUCGCCACUCUGACCCUGCGGGACCCCCGCGGGCCCCCCGAGAAGGAGCACAAACGUUACCACAGCCUGGGCAACAUCAGCCGCGGAGGGGGCAACAACGCGGAGAAGCCCCCCGGGGGUGGCACGGGGGGCUCUCGGGGGUCUCUGGACAUGGCCAAGGUGUUGGGCACGGCGCUGUGCCCGCGCCUGCACGAGGUGCCCCUGCUCGAGCCGCUGGUGUGCAAGAAAAUCGCGCAGGAGAGGCUGACGGUGCUGCUGUUCCUGGAGGAUUGCAUCGUGACAGCGUGCCAGGAGGGGCUCAUCUGCACCUGGCUUCCCGAGCUCCCGCUCCAGCGCCUCCCGCCCGCGCCGCUCCUUCGCCAGCGCCUCCCGGAGCUCCGGGACCGACACCGGCACCGGCUCCGGAACCGGGACAGCGACCGGGACCGGCACCGGCUCCGGGACAGCGACCGGGACCGCCGGGACCGCCGGGACCGCCGGCGCCACCUGCGGGAACCGCGUCUGACAGAGGAUCCCCGGGAUUCGGGAACCCCCGAACCGGGAACGGACCCCCGGGAUUCGGGGUCCCCUGAACCGGGAACGGACCCCCGGGAUUCCCGGGAUCCCCCCGAACCGGGCACGGACCCCCAGAAUUCCCGGGAAUCGGGAUCCCCCCGAACCGGGAACGGAUCCCCGGGAUUCCCGGGAAUCGGGAUCCCCCCGAACCGGGCACUGAACCUCGGGAUUCCCCCGAACCGG
Sturnus vulgaris (Common starling) is the source of this 2118-nucleotide messenger RNA. The record is from RefSeq and is a predicted model, not a curated record. Lineage: Eukaryota; Metazoa; Chordata; Aves; Passeriformes; Sturnidae.